CGGGGCCAGCUCUCCCCGGCGGGCAGCGCAGGUGGGCGCCGCCCGGGGGAUGCGGGGCGAGCCCGGCCCCGGCCAUGAGGGUCUCGCUGGGCCGGGUUGUGACGCUGCUCUUCCUGAGCGCCGCCUGCUCGCUCACCUGGUACGCCUCCCGCACCGGCACCGGCACCCGAGGAGAUGGUCUAGACAAGUACCAAACUGAGUUUUUGGAACUUCGUCAAAGACUCUUGUAUGCUGAAAAAGAAAAUAAAAAGAGAUCUCAAGAGCUGAGCAGUGCCCUGGAUGAAAUUAAACGUGUUGUUGCAAAGAGAGAAAACUCUACAGGAAAUCAUACAGAUGAUACAAGGUGGAAUGUAUUCAAUCUCACCAGUAAACCCUUCGUGCAUCUUGCAAACAUGUACUACUACUUACCUCACCUCCAGGAGCAUGAAGAUAGCCUGCACCCCAAUGUUGUCAUUGGUCAAGGGAGAACCGGAGUCUCCCUAGUGAUGGGUAUUCCUACUGUGAAAAGAGAAAAACAAAGUUAUCUUAUCGACACGCUGAAUUCUCUUUUCUUUGAUGUAUCUGAAGAGCAGAAAAAUGAUUGUGUAGUGAUUAUCUUUGUAGCAGAGGUGAAUGCAGAGUAUGUUAACAGUAUUGCACAAGAUGUUAGAACCAGAUUCCCUAAUGAAGUGCAAUCUGGAGUCCUUGAGGUUAUUUCCCCUCCUGCUUCCUAUUACCCUGACCUCUCCACUCUUAAGGAAACAUUUGGGGACUCAAAGGAAAGAGUGAGGUGGAGAACUAAACAGAAUUUGGAUUAUAGCUUUUUAAUGCUGUAUGCUCAACCUAAGGGAACAUUUUAUUUACAGCUGGAAGAUGACAUUAUAGCCAAACCACACUAUAUUAAGUCAGUAAAAAGCUUCGCUCUUAAACAGUCCUCUGAAUGGAUGAUUCUUGAAUUCUCCCAGCUUGGAUUUAUCGGAAAGUUGUUUAAAUCUGAAGACUUGCCGUUCAUAGUAGAGUUUUUUUUAAUGUUCUACAAAGAUAAGCCGAUAGACUGGCUCCUAGAUCACUUACUCUGGGUUAAAGUGUGCAAUCCUGAAAAGGAUACAAAACACUGUGAUAAGCAAAAGGCCCAUUUGCGUAUCCGUUCUAAGCCUUCCCUCUUUCAGCAUGUGGGAUUUCAUUCAUCUUUGGCUGGAAAAAUACAGAACUUAAAAGAUAAAGACUUUGGCAAAAGUGCACUACAUAAAGCACAUGUUAACCCCCCUGCAAAAGUGACUACUAGCCUAAAAGUAUACCAGCACUAUACUUUAGAAACGGCUUAUGAAGGAAAGGACUUUUUCUGGGCAUUUGCUCCAGUGGCUGGAGACUAUAUCCUCUUCAGCUUUUUAGAACCAUUGACAGUAGAAGGGUACCUCUUUAAAAGUGGAAACAUAGAACACCCUGGUGACAAAUUGAAUAACUCUACUGUGGAAGCUUUACCUGCUGAUGAAACAGAAUUAUUAAAAGAGUCUGCAGGCAAUGGAAGUAAAUAUAACUACCAAAGAACCAAAGAUGGCUAUUUAAAGAUAGGUACAUUUGAAAAUGGAGUAGCAGAAGGCAUCAUCAGUCCAUCAGUAGGGAAAAUACAAGCUAUUCGUUUAUCUAUCCAUUCUGAUUCUUCUGUAUGGGUCUUACUGAAUGAGAUAUUCAUCAGGAUGCCUGGAAAGUAAACAACUCCAGAAAAUCACAGUUUUAGAAGUGUCAUUUCUUAAAGACUGCCUUGAAAACCAAACUAUUUAUUGAUAGCAACAAAUGGUCUGCUAGGAGAAAGGAAAACCUCUCCAUUACUUAAUACCAUGUAUUAGGAAAGAAUUGGAGGAAACAUAAUGCAAUGCAACCUUUUGUAAAAUAUAUGAAAUGAGGAACUUGAAUAUGUUAAAUAGUUCUGUGAGAUAUCCAUGGCAUGCCUUUCAUAAACAAAACUAUAUUUUUAAACCUGUUGCCUUGACCCAUCACAGGGAGUGAAUAAUACACACUAUAACAUUAAAACAAAAAAUCUUUUUUAAAGAUGUGAUUUAUUAGGACCUCUCUCAGGGAAUAGUGUCAAAGUCCUUGUUGCAAUUCAGUCCCACUAGACUUAGAAGUUGGAUUGGACUAUGGGGGCACAUUUUUUAAUUCCACUGUAACAUAUUGACAGAGAACAUUUUAGUGAGGAAGUGGGGCAGAGAAGAAAAUCAUCAGUAAUUUGCAAAGUAGUGACCAUGUGUCUUUGAAAAUGCAUUUUAUUUCUUAAGAUAGCUUGAGAGCAUGUUUUUCAAUAUGGUCUGUACUGAGUUAAUCACAGAUAGUAAUUGCAGUACUACUGCAGUAUUACUACAGUUGUACAACUACAGAUAAGUUACAGUACUGAAAGCUUUGGUGGGAGGAAAAACUGUACUAUCCAAAACAUCGUUUUGGAUUGUAAAUUAAAAAAAUCGUAAAUUAAAAAAAAUAAACUCUUUCCUUUCCUAUAUCAUGUGUGCUGUUGCUUAAGUCCUUAUUUAAAAAAUGAAUAGACAAUAUAAUCAAACAAAAUAUAUAUAUAUACAUAAUAGGAUGUUGGUUUCUGAGCAAUUUCCAGUAAGGCAGAAUUUCAGCAAAUAUUGAUUCAUGAGUAACUUUAUUUACAUGAGUAGCCUGGGCUUUCUUGGGAGUAACAGAGUUUACAGGUCACAUCUGCUUCCCACAACAACUUUGCUUGAUGGGAGGAUGCAAAGCAGAUCGUGAGAAGUUACCUCUACCUAACUGAAUCUAAGAGAAGUAUGAUUAAAGGAGAAGUUAAAUUGAUAUAGGUAAACAAAAACCUAGGCAGUGAAAAUAAAGGUAUUUAUUAUUCA
This is a messenger RNA of Gavialis gangeticus (Gharial), 2837 nucleotides long. It is a transcript of the gene MGAT4D, whose product is annotated as MGAT4 family member D. NCBI's taxonomy places the organism in Eukaryota, Metazoa, Chordata, Crocodylia, Gavialidae. Bases 75 to 1691 code for a protein of 538 amino acids. Gene Ontology annotation, molecular function: acetylglucosaminyltransferase activity. The transcript is spliced from 15 exons. Gene Ontology annotation, biological process: protein N-linked glycosylation. Gene Ontology annotation, cellular component: endoplasmic reticulum-Golgi intermediate compartment; endoplasmic reticulum; Golgi stack. The record is from RefSeq and is a predicted model, not a curated record.